Messenger RNA from Oryza brachyantha (malo sina), 1410 nucleotides. Its product is annotated as flavonol synthase/flavanone 3-hydroxylase-like. The coding region runs from base 53 to 1186 and encodes 377 amino acids. The transcript has 2 exons. The record is from RefSeq and is a predicted model, not a curated record. Lineage: Eukaryota; Viridiplantae; Streptophyta; Magnoliopsida; Poales; Poaceae.
UCGUGCCAGUGAAGCCGACACACAGCAGUGAAGAACAGAGCUACUAGCUAUCAUGGUGCACCCAGCUCAGGGUCAGAUGGUGCAGGACCUGGCCGCCAGCGACCUCGGGGCGCCGCCGAGCCGGUACGUGCUCAGGGAGAAGGACCGCCCGGCCGCCGCCGGCGCCACGCAGGCGCAGCCGGAGCUGGCCGCCAUCCCCACCGUAGACGUGGCCCGCCUCGCCGACCCCGGCGACGUCGGCGUCGGCGAGGCCGCCGGGCUCCGGUCGGCGCUCCAGUCGUGGGGCCUCUUCGCGGUGACCGGCCACGGCAUGCCGGAGCCGUUCCUCGACGAGGUCCUCGCCGCGACGAGGGAGUUCUUCCACCUGCCGCCGGAGGAGAAGGAGAGGUACAGCAACGUGGUCGACGUCGACGGCGGCGGCGGCGAGAAGUUCCAGUUCCAGCCCGAGGGUUACGGCAUCGACCGCGUCGACACCGACGAGCAGAUCCUCGACUGGUGCGACCGGCUCUACCUCCAGGUGCAGCCGGAGGAGGAGCGGCGGCUGGAGUUCUGGCCGGCCCACCCGCCGGCGCUCCGGCCGCUCCUGGAGGAGUACACGCUGCGGAGCGAGCAGGUCUUCAGGCGCGUGCUCGCCGCCACGGCGAGGGCGCUGGGGUUCGACGAGGAGUUCUUCUCCGACAAGGUCGGCGAGAGGGUCGCGACGUACGCGCGGUUCACCUACUACCCGCCAUGCCCGCAGCCGGAGCUCGUCUACGGCCUCAAGCCCCACACCGACAACUCCGUCCUCACCGUGCUCCUCCUCGACAAGAACGUCGGCGGCCUCCAGCUGUUCAAGGACGGCCGCUGGCUUGACAUCCCGGUGCUCACCCACGAGCUUCUCGUCGUCGCCGGCGACGAGAUCGAGAUCAUGAGCAAUGGCGUGUUCAUGGCGCCGGUGCACAGGGUGGUGACGAGCGACAGGGAGAGGAUGUCGGUGGUGAUGUUCUACCAGCCGGAGCCGCACAAGGAUCUGGCGCCGUCGGAGGAGCUGGUCGGCGAGGAGCGGCCGGCGCUGUACACGAAGCUGAAGGCCAAGGACUUCGGCGACGGCUUCUGGGACGCGUUCGCCGCCGGCGAGCGCACCAUCGACUUCCUCAAGGUCAAGGUCGAGCAGCAGAAGCCGGAGGCGGCGGCCGUCUCCAGCUAGCACUAGUAGCUAACGGUGUCUGUUAGUGUCAUGCUGGUGCUUAUGCUUAAUUAAACUGAAAAAUCGAUGCGAAUUAGAUGUUCAAAUUGCUGGUUAAUUACCAGAAUAUGGUUGAUAGGUGAGCCGUGUGUAUGUCAAUAAUGUGUUGUAUUAUCUGUAGCGUGAACACCUACGAUGAUAAUGGUAUGAAAUAAGAGUUCACGUCGAUGCGAAAAAUUAGCCUA